GCACCUUUCAUACACGUUACGAGCCGCCGCAGUUGAAGAAGAAGUACAGGAAGAAACUGGUAUUGUUUGCUGAGAAAACGGGAAGGAGGUGGCUGCGUCUGUUUGCUACGAUUUUACGCUGUUCAUUUAAAGAAAAUCACACCAGAAUGGAGUCUAACGUUCCCGGUCCCCCGCCAGCGAAGAAAUUUAAGAACGGCGGGAUGAAGCAGAAAAGGCAUCAGCCCAGUGACAUAGUGUUUACAACUAAAACCGGCGCCAUCCAGACGGUCCCAUCCCUGGAGAAGAGGCUGACCUCAGUCACUGAGCCUGUGAUUGGUCUCCAGUUUGUGUGGGAAUAUCGAAGCCCAAGCAAGUCUGUUGCCCCGCACUACCAGUGCAGGCUGUGCAAGGUUCAGCGGCUGCAGAAUGAGAUGCUGGCUCACGUCAAGGGCUGGAAGCACAGCUUCAGAUACAUGAAAAAGCAUCACGCUGACAAGGUCCCUAAUGAGGAAGAGGAAGCUGUCAAGGACCCUGCAAUUCGUAAAGCAGCCAAGGAGAGCGCAGCAGAGGUGGAGAAGGCCGAAGGAAGAGGGAAAAUCCGGGUUUUGCUGAAGGAGCCAUUUGAAAUCGCCGCGUUCCAAGGAAUGCGGUCUGCGAUGUUUAAGCCUAAGAUGGUUGGACCAGGUGGCCCUGGAGGUCCAGGUGGUCGGUUUCCGGGGGGAUACCCUGACCCCAUGUUCUCCGGAGACUUUCCUCCCCGGGGAAUGCACCCGGACUUCCCCAUGGGCAUGCCGAUGCGCCGGCUCCCCGGAGACAUGCCCAUGAGCGGCUUCCCCGACAGCAUGCCCAUGCAGCGCCAUGGCGCCAGCCCCGGGCGCUCCUUCCAGGGCAGCAUGCCCGUGCGCAUGCCCGGCGACGACAUGGGCAUGAAGAUGCGCGAGGGCGACAUGGGCAUGAGGAGGUACCCGGACGAGAUGCCCAUGAGGAUGAACAGCGACGGCUUCGGCAUGGGCCAGCGCAACCUCAGCCCCGGCCGGCCCUACCAGGACGACUUCCCCGGCAGCCAGCAUGGCGGCGCUCCAGACAGGAUGAUGUCCGGCAUGCCCAAGGGCCCCGAAAGCAACAGCCUCCCCUCCACCUUGCUCAAGUACCUGGAUACGUUUCGUAUUGAGAAUGAAAAUGAUGCCCAGAUUGUCCUGAAGGUGACUCAGAAGCUGACCGAUGUGCUGAUGGAGUACCGGCUCAGGAGUGUGUCGACGGGGUCCACUUUGAAGAGCACUUCUUCCGGCUCCAUGAACUUCUCCACCCCCAGGUUACCUAGUGGAGGGGACAGGUACUCUGGGAAUAGCCUGUCUGGGUUGCCCAGUCUGUCAGGACCAUCCAGAUACUACAACUGACUGCCCACCCCAUUCAUCAGAUUACCAAGAGGAUUUUCCCCCAUAGGAUCUGAAGCUCUGCAUGCUUCAGUUUAGCAAUUUCAUUCACAGGAAUGUUCUCCACUGAAACAAUCUUCCAUGUUAAUAGUAUUGAUCCUUUCCUUUUUUUUAACAGAUCUUAUGUUACUAUUGUGUACUUUGUUUUUAAGUUGAUGGCCUUUAUUUUUGCUUUAAAUUUGGACCAAAUUGGUAUCCUAGAACAUUAACAAUAUUACUCUAGCAGGGUUUAGCUCACAAAUGGCAUUCAGUAUUGUGGUUGUCAGUGAAACUGCUCUAUUUAUGAAACCUUUUACAAAAGAUUUCUAGAAUAUAAGAUUCACAGAUUUGGAAAAGAAAAUGCACAUUUUCAAUCUUGGUAGCUAUGUCUGUUUUGUAGUUGAAGUGCUGAAGUAAUGUAUGGGGGUGCUGAGGCAUACAGAUGUUGCAGUGCUGUAUUUUUACUUUAAAUGAUAUGCCAUAGUCCCUGUUUUGUACUUCACUUUCAAUAAAAGGCUCAAUCUUA
This is a messenger RNA of Anguilla anguilla (European eel), 1917 nucleotides long. RefSeq lists its product as uncharacterized. Bases 147 to 1376 code for a protein of 409 amino acids. Gene Ontology annotation, molecular function: single-stranded RNA binding; double-stranded RNA binding. Gene Ontology annotation, cellular component: precatalytic spliceosome. The transcript is spliced from 12 exons. Lineage: Eukaryota; Metazoa; Chordata; Actinopteri; Anguilliformes; Anguillidae. The record is from RefSeq and is a predicted model, not a curated record.